AUGCGACUCUUCAUUCUGUCGUUCCUUCUGCUCCACCCCCACUCCGCCAACUCGCUCCAGUUCUUCUGGAACGGUGCGUCUCAGUCUCCCUCGCCUCCCUCCGCUUCCCCCUCAACGACCAAGUUCGCCUCGCACCGUCUCUUCCCCCUCUCGGACGGCACCUUGCUCCCCUCCCCCGCCUUUGGAGCAGGUUCGGUCUGGAAAGGCGAGAACGUGACCGAGAUCGUCCUCAGUGCGUUGAACCAAGGCUAUCGUCAUCUAGGUACGCGCUCGACUCGAUUCGAAUCGACUCGUAGGGCCCCGCCGGCUAAGUUCCCGCUCCGGAAACGUUGAGUUGAUCUCAUUUCGAGAUUCGAUCCACACAGACAAUGCGGCUUUUUAUGCGAACCAAGAGAGCGUCGCGGAUGCGAUCAGGGCUAGUGCGAUCCCCCGGGACGAGUUGUAUCUGACGAGCAAGUACGAUCGCUUGAACGGCCAAGGACCGGAACAGGAAUUGCACGCCACCUUGCGCAAGGUACAGUGGACGGAGGGAGCGCACGCCGACUUGGUCUCACCGCGCACCGUUCAGCAACUCAUGCACAAAGUUGACCCUCCCUACAGCUCAACACGACCUACUUGGACCUGUACCUGAUCCACGUCCCGCAGUUCGGCGCGGACCCGUCCAUCUGGCCCACGUUCGAAUCCUUCGUUCAUCGAGGCCUGGUUCGUUCGAUCGGCGUGUCCAACUAUCUCGCUUCGGACUUGGGGCGACUGCUCGCCUCGGAGUCAUUGACGAUCGUCCCCGCGGUGAACCAAAUCAAGUUACACCUCUACAACCAGCUCGAGAUGAAGGCGACGAUCGAGUUGUGUGAGAGGGAAAGCAUUCAGAUUGCGGCUUAUUCGACCUUGACGAGUUUGACGACGAGGCACGGGGGGAAGGCGGAUCGGGUUGUGGGAAAGGUUGCCGAGAGGCAUCGAAUUACGGAGGGGCAGACCAUCCUCAAGUGGGCCGAUCAAAAGGAUUGGGCGAUCGUGAGGUGAAUUGGGGGCCACUGCCAGUCUUUCAAGGCAUCAUCAUGGGUGUUCGGCGGACUGCUGAUCCGUCCGCGUUUCGGUGUACACUGUACAGCACGAGCGGCAAGGAUUAUCGUCAAAAGCAACAGUUGCAAGUGUUUGAGGCCGAUUUCCCCAAGCUGAGCAAGAAGGAGAUGAAGGUGAUGGAGCACAAGGGGAGGAAGCAGGAGAAGAAGGAUCGCCAGGGCCAAGCUGAGCCUGCCAUGGGGACGACUCGGAGCUGGUGGUGA
This is a messenger RNA of Microbotryum saponariae, 1283 nucleotides long. NCBI's taxonomy places the organism in Eukaryota, Fungi, Basidiomycota, Microbotryomycetes, Microbotryales, Microbotryaceae. The record is from the annotation of a GenBank genome assembly.